AUGCCGCCUCGCCUCAACCUUUUCACCAUGAGGGCACCAGUCCCUGCCCUCCGUCAAUCCUCGACGCCGUCUGUGAACCACCCUUCUCGCCGCAGCAUCGUCACGGCUCUCAAUGUUAACAGGCCCAAUGCGGUGAACUCUGGCCUAGCACAAAGGAGAUGGAACUCAUCGGGUUCCGACAACAACGAUGAUGCCGAUAGACUCAAGGGCCCGACCGAGGAUCCCUUACCUCAUGUCAGCCAGGAGGCCGCGGAGAUGACCAAGAUCAUGGAUAAGAAGUGUGACGGUACCGCCGCCAGCCCCGAGUUGGAGCAGGGCACUCCGAUCUCAGAGAUCCUGCAGCGCGACAAGGAAGCGCGGAAGCAUGCCCCCAAGGUCAUGCAGGAUCAAAUGAAGGGACCAUCUGGCUCGCGGUCCUUCUCGACGUUCACUCGCCGUCAGCAAUCCGAGCUCCAAGGUCAAGCUCCGGACGCCCAUGAUCCGACGGCAGCCGUGGUGGCCAACAUGAUUUCCCAGGUCAACGCGCAAGCUGCGGAGUUGCAUACCGGCCUUAAAUUCCAAGCCCCUGGUCCUCUCCCCAAGACGGAGAACUUUCGCAAGAGAUAUGACUCUGUGAUCGACCAGUUUACCAACUUGAUCAUGCAGGAUGGUAAGAAAAGCAGGGCUCAGAAGGAUAUGGAGUUCAUCCUAACCCAUCUGCGCACCGCCUCUCCGCCGCAAAUCAGUCCUAAACGCCCUCUCCUUCCUUGCCCUCCGGCUGCCCAACUCCCCUUGAACCCCGUCAUUUACCUCACUACGAUUGUGGACUCCGUCGCUCCUCUUCUCAAACUCAAGUCGCAAAAGGGUAUUGCCGGUGGAGGUGCUUCCGUGAACGUUCCCAUUCCCCUCCGUGUCCGACAACGGCGAAGGGCCGCGAUCAAAUGGAUCAUCGAUGCCUCUGAUAAGCGACGGGACACUACAUUCGCCCAGCGAAUUGCCAACGAGCUUAUCGCCGUUGCCGAGGGCCGUGGUGGCGCCUGGGAUAAGAAAGAACACACCAACAAGCUUGCUGUUGCCGCCCGUAUGAACGUCAACCUCGUUCCUCGCAAGCGACUCGAACGUUCACCUACGUCGCGCCGCCUUGAAAAAGGACGCUUUAUCUUCCUACCCCUCCCUUUUUGCAUCCUUCGGUUCCUCGCCGUCGCACACACCGUGUCGUCGAAUGCUGCGAGACGAAACGUGGCACGCAUCGCUUCUGCGACGGGUGCCUCUUCUCACGACCUCGACUUAACCCCCCAUUCACCCGAUCAAGGCAUCGAACUUGCCGAAUAUCCUUUGCUUCCCGACCCUCAGGCCGGCGAUCGUGAUCCGGAUUCGAUAACUGAGAAGCGUGUGGGCCCAGGAAGAGGCGGUGACCCGCAUCAACGUCGCCCAUACUCAAGACCGCUUAGGCUUAAAUACUGGGUUGAGGCUCUUCAGAAUCGCUCACAGUAUCUGAAAGAUAGUGGACUCGACGCCAAGAUGAAGUUUUCGCACAGCAUUCAGUUCAAUGCCGUUCCGGAGUGGAGCUCCUAUUACAUCGCGUAUAGCAAUCUCAAGAAGGUGAUCUAUUCUUUGGAGCAACAGGCACACCAGGCCACUGGAACGGCCCAUCCCGACGUUGAAUCCGCACCCUUGCUAGACAGUACUCCCAACCCCGAUGCGAUCUUUCGGCGAUCUUUGGAUCUGGAACUCGAGAAGAUCUGCAGCUUCUACGCAGAUAAAGAGGUAGAAAUACUCAAUGAAGUGGAAGGAGUUGCCCGAGAUGCCGAAGAAUACGUCUCGGAGACCGAUGGCGUGAGCUUGGACCCGAUGAGUGAGAAUAUGACCAAGACGCGGACCAUGAGCUCGGGUUCCAGACCGCGCGCGGAGAGCACGUUUCGGGAUUAUUCGUUGAACAAUGGACGACGACGCAGUGCGAUUAGCGAGUCGAUGGUCGAAGAAGAAGACGAUGACGAUGAUGCGGAUAGUGACGACGACCAGCUGCUGUCGCAUCGCGAAAGACCAACGUCGCACGGCGCCACCUCAAUUAACCUCGGUGAUAGCCGUGCCGACAUGAGGCACUCAUCCUUUUUGCGAGACGCGCGGGACCUGGAAUAUGAUGGUCACCCCAACAUGCGCCCUGGUGCACAGGUCGAGAACUUCAGGGAUCCUAAGGUUCUUGACCUCUACAACUCAGGACUCUCUUUGAAAAAGCGAAUUGUUGAUGCCUAUGUGUCAAUCUGUGGGCUCAAAUCAUACAUUCAACUGAACAAAACCGGGUUCUCCAAAGCCCUGAAAAAGUAUGACAAGAUUCUUGAUCGCAACCUCCGACGAGAGUUCAUGAACUCCACGGUCUCCCUAGCAUAUCCCUUUACGGAAUCGACCAUGAAGAAGGUGGAGGAUUAUAUUCUCAAAAUUGAAAGCGUCUAUGCGGACGUUGUUACCGCCAAGAACCUAUCUCUCGCCAAACGUGAGCUUCGAUUGCACUUGAGGGAGCAUGUAGUCUGGGAGAGGAACACGGUGUGGAGGGAAAUGAUCGGCAUCGAGAGAAAGGCCCAGGCGGCGAAUGUCGGUAUUCGCAGGACCCUUCUGGGUGGCGCUGAGGAUCCUGCAACAGCACGACGACAAGGUGACGAACAAGAAGGUCCAACGAAGGAAUUUAGAACUCCUCUAGGCGUGUUCCGUCCUCCGGAAUGGCUGUUCAGCUUGAGCUUCGCAACCCUCGUUUUCAACCUUUUUGUCUUCGUGGUGCUGCUCCUUGUGCCGAUCAUGGAUAAACCAGAGCAGCAAAAUUGCUUGGCCAUGCUGGUUUUUGUCAGUUUGUUGUGGGCUACAGAGGUCAUUCCUCUUUUCGUCACUUCGCUUCUUGUGCCGUUCCUUGUCGUUUUGCUGGGCAUCAUGAAAUCGGAGAAGAAACCAUACGAGCGAUUAGGGCCGAAGGAGGCUACGGGGGUUGUUUUCAGUUCCAUGUGGACGCCAGUCAUCAUGCUCUUACUCGGUGGCUUCACAAUCGCCGCAGCCUUGUCUAAACAUGACAUUGCUCGGCGCAUGGCGAUGUUUGUCUUGAGUAAAGCUGGUUCCAACCCUAAAGUUGUACUCCUCACAAACAUGUUUCCCCUGCUCCGCACACUUCCACCCGACUCGAACUUUGCCAAAGCCCUCAUUUUAGGUAUUGCUCUGGCUGCCAAUGUCGGUGGUGCCGCGUCACCGAUCGCAUCCCCCCAGAACAUCAUUGCGCUCCAGAACAUGUAUCCCAGCAUCAGCUGGGGCACCUGGUUCUUUGUGUCACUUCCCGUCUGCAUCAUAUCCAUCCUGCUGAUCUGGCUCCUCCUGCUGGCCACCUUCCAUCCCGGCCGUGACACCACCCUUGUCCCCAUUCGGCCCGUAAAGGACAAAUUCUCCGGGGUUCAAUGGUUUAUCAGUAUUGUCACACUGUCCACCAUCGCUCUCUGGUGUGGCAGCCAUCAGCUGGAGCAUGUCUUCGGCGACAUGGGUGUGAUCGCGAUCAUCCCCAUGGUUCUUUUCUUCGGAACUGGUAUCCUCAACAAAGAAGAUUUUAAUAAUUUCCUGUGGACCAUCAUCAUCCUGGCCGCCGGAGGGCUUUGUCUCGGAAAAGCCGUGACCUCUUCCGGCCUCCUGCAUACAUUGGCCAAUGGCAUCCGCGAACGCGUCGCACACCUCAGUCUAUACAGCGUCUUGAUCGUGUUUUCCAGCUUGAUCCUAGUCGUGGCCACGUUCAUCUCCCACACCGUCGCCGCCCUCAUCAUGCUCCCUCUCGUCCGACAAAUCGGCGUCAGCAUGGAUGACCCGCAUCCCAAUCUGCUGGUCAUGGCUAGCGCCCUGAUGUGCUCUGUGGCCAUGGGCUUACCGACCAGUGGAUUCCCUAACAUGACGGCCAUCAUGACUGAAGUCCCCCAAACCGGCCAGCGAUACCUCCAAGUCCGCCAUUUCUUGACCAGAGGUAUCCCUGCCAGUUUGAUGUCGAUGGUUGUCGUCGUGACUGUCGGCUACGGGUUGAUGUACAUCGCCGGCCUAUAA
Aspergillus affinis is the source of this 4038-nucleotide messenger RNA. RefSeq names its product putative plasma membrane phosphate transporter Pho87. The coding region runs from base 1 to 4038 and encodes 1345 amino acids. The record is from RefSeq and is a predicted model, not a curated record. The transcript has 8 exons. Gene Ontology annotation, biological process: polyphosphate metabolic process; phosphate ion transport; monoatomic anion transmembrane transport. Gene Ontology annotation, molecular function: phosphate transmembrane transporter activity. NCBI's taxonomy places the organism in Eukaryota, Fungi, Ascomycota, Eurotiomycetes, Eurotiales, Aspergillaceae. Gene Ontology annotation, cellular component: membrane.